Messenger RNA from Camponotus floridanus (Florida carpenter ant), 8990 nucleotides. It is a transcript of the gene Ppn, whose product is annotated as papilin. Gene Ontology annotation, cellular component: extracellular matrix; extracellular region. The record is from RefSeq and is a predicted model, not a curated record. Gene Ontology annotation, biological process: extracellular matrix organization. The coding region runs from base 169 to 8796 and encodes 2875 amino acids. Gene Ontology annotation, molecular function: serine-type endopeptidase inhibitor activity; metalloendopeptidase activity. The transcript has 39 exons. Lineage: Eukaryota; Metazoa; Arthropoda; Insecta; Hymenoptera; Formicidae.
CCGUGAGUUGUACGCGCGCGUCCUUUCGUGAAGAUUCGGCUUCCGUGUCGUACAGCCUUUAGGCCCUACAGCCUCGAUAAACAGAAAGAACCGGCGUUGUGUUAGGAAUAAAACGACUUCUCUCUGCAUCCUGGAUUUCUGCAGGACGGGAGAGCCAUAUUGUUCAUCAUGUACCAUCGACUGUCAAGGUCGCUGGGGCUUCUAAUAUUUCUUAUAGCAGCACAUGUGCAGGAUACUUCCGCAAAACAUCAUCAUAUAAAAUUAAGGCACGGGAGGCAUCGUCGACAACACGGCGGCAGUUAUCUGCCCGGCAGCUUCGUGCCGGACACGGACGAGCCCGAGAGGGGUAACUGGGGACCAUGGUCGACACCGAGCUCCUGUUCGCGCUCCUGCGGCGGCGGGGUCGCUCAUCAGACCAGACAGUGUCUCGACAUAGAUGACAGCGGCCAUGACAGGUGCACCGGUGCCUCCAGGAGAUUCUUUUCGUGUAACAUUCAAGACUGCCCUGGCGAGGCGACGGAUUUUCGAGCGGAGCAGUGCGCAGAGUUUAACAAUGUGCCCUUCGAGGGAACGUAUUACGAUUGGAUUCCGUACACCGGAAGUCCCAAUAAGUGUGAACUGAAUUGCAUGCCGCGUGGCGAGCGAUUUUUCUACAGGCACAAAGUCGCCGUGAUCGACGGCACUCCAUGCGAAUCCGAAAAGAAUGACGUUUGCGUCAAGGGCAAAUGUAUGCACGUCGGAUGCGAUAUGAUGCUGGGCAGCGAUGCCAAGGAAGACGCGUGCAGAGAAUGCGGCGGCGAUGGUUCGGAUUGCAAUACCGUUACCGGUUUAUUCGACACAGAUGAUCUCCAAGUGGGCUACAUCGAUAUUCUGCUCAUCCCUGAGGGUGCGACGAAUAUCGUUAUAAGGGAAAUACAACCAUCGAAUAAUUAUCUUGCCAUACGCAACACAACGGGACAUUACUACCUAAACGGAAACUGGAGGAUAGAUUUUCCUCGUAGCUUGCGCUUCUCGGGCACGAUCUUCCAUUACGCCAGAGAUCCUCAAGGAUUUGCUGCGCCCGACACCAUCACGGCCUUGGGACCGACGAAUGAACCGAUUUACGUCGUGCUGCUGUACCAAGAUCGCAACGUAGGUGUGCAUUACGAGUACAGCAUACCGAAGAAAUUCUCGACGCGCACGGAUCCGGACAGCUACACCUGGGUAACCGAUCAAUUCUCCAGUUGCAGCGUCAGUUGCGGCGGAGGUUACCAAUCAAGACGGGUGGCCUGCGUGCGAAGACGCGACAGUCAAACGGUGGAUGAGAGUCUGUGCGAUCCUGGACUGGAACCAUCCGACACGCAAGGUUGCAGCGAGGAACCCUGUCCGCCCAUGUGGGUGGAGGGCCCGUGGUCUCCGUGCACGAAACAUUGCGGCGAAGGGGGCGAGCAGACGCGAGAGAUCAAAUGCGAGCAAGUUAUCUCGGGUGGAAUAGCCUCUGUGGUGGAUGAUUCCCAAUGUCUCGAAAAGGUGGGGCCGAAAGGUUCCAUCACGCAGGAAUGCAACAGGGACGUGGAUUGUCCGCAGUGGCACGAGGGACCCUGGAAACCUUGCGAUCAUAUAUGCGGGCCUGGUAAGCAAACCAGAAUAGUUACGUGCUACAGAAAGAUCGACGGCAAAAUUCAAGUACUAGAAGAUGAGGCGUGCGAAACGGAGGCACCUGAACGUGAGAAAGCUUGCGAUCUGAGACCUUGCGCCGGUGUCGAUUGGGUCACCUCGGAAUGGAGCGGAUGCGAGAAGAUAUGUGAUCUUACCAAAGAGACUAGAACCGCCCAUUGCGCUACCCAGGACGGCAUGGUUUAUUCAGAUGAUUUGUGUGACGCGGACAAGAAGCCAGAACUGGAAAGAGAAUGCGAAAAAGCCAAGAACUGCGAUUUCCAAUGGUUCACCUCGUUGUGGAGCAAAUGCUCGGCAGAAUGCGGAGCCGGUGUUCAGACGCGCAAAGUAUUCUGCGGCAUUUUCAGCGAAGAUGAAGUGAAAAAAGUUCUGGACGAGAACUGUGAUCCCGAAGAGAAGUUUGAAGACACUAAGAAUUGCACCGCCAAGAAACCGUGCAAGGGAGAAUGGUUUGCAGGACCUUGGAGCAAGUGCUCAAAGCCAUGUGGCGGCGGCGACAUGAUCCGUAAAGUGAUUUGCAUGAGAGAUAACAAAACGGCACCUAUAAGCCAGUGCGACGCCGACUCCAUCAUGUUUUCUACGGAAAAAUGCAACGAUCAACCUUGCGAGGAAGGCGUGACACCGGCCGACAUAGAUGAGAAAAUAACGGACUCGGAUGAAGAAGAAUGCGAGGAAGAGGAAGAGGAGGAGAAGGAGGAAGAUGCUGUUGAAUUCAGUCUCCCUGUGGGGGAGGCAAAAAUGGGCAAGCUGAUCGAGCAGACGGAACUGACAUCUUUGAGCUCGCCGUUUACCGGAAGUGACAUUUACGACAUGAUGUUUAGCGAUUCGACGAGAGGCGACAUAUCGCCUUCCGAGCUGGGUAGUGGCGAGGGUAGCGGCGACGGCGAUUUCACUAUGUAUGAAACUAAAUUCUUCACCGACAGCACAAGUUUCGAUACCGAUUCCACUAUCGAGAAGAGCGAAAGUCCGGUGAACGAAACCACGAUAGAAGCUGGAACUGGUACAACGGAAUUCGGGACAGAGGUAACCGAAUCAUCGGACAUCACCGAAGGUACCGACGUGACGUUCGAAGGUUCCGGCACUACAAUCGAAGAAGGAUCCGGCACAAGCCCCGAGGAAGGAUCUGGCGCGAGCGCAUCUACAAGUGCGGUCACGGAGGAAACGGUGGAAGAAACUCAGGCAUCAACAUCAGCUGUGACUUCGGAAUCCGACAUCUCCAGUGAGACUGCCGAAUCUACCGCUAGCGAAAGUUCGGAAGGAUCGACAACGAUCGAAUCCAGUGACAUGACGACUGGAUCCAGUGAUAUCACGACCGAAUCGAUUGGAUCCAGCGAUAUCACGACCGAAUCGACUGGAUCCAGCGAUAUUACGACCGAUCUUACUACCGGUUCAGCGGAAACCACAAUUUCAUCCAUUACCGAAUCGACAGAAUCUACUGAAACGAAAAUAACAGACACCACUGAUACGGCGACGACCGAUUCGACGGAGACGCAAACUACUGAUUCAACAGAACCUACAGACACGACCGAAUCCACGGAAUCUCCACCAACUACAUCCUCUUCGGAAACCACAGUUACGGAAAAAACAGAAACGGAAACCACAGUUACGGAAAAAACAGAAACAACCGGAAGCGACGAAACCACUGAAUCCAGCAUUACAUCCGAGAUAACGACUGAGACGUCAACAAUGGUCUCUGAGCUGACGACCGAAUUAAAGGUGCAAGGCGAAUACGAUUUCGAUUCAGAGGAACAAGGUACCGAUGCCGUAACGACUGAAUCGAGUACCACCGAAGGAACCUAUUUCACUACAACGACUAGCAAUACGGAAGAAAGUACUGUUUCCGGAACGACCUCGUCUGACGAGACUGCAACUACUGGCAGCGAGACAACCGAGACAACCGAAUCGGAACAAACUACGGAAUCAGGCGAGACAACUGAGGCCAGCGUCAGCACAACGGAAUUAACUGGGACAACGGAAUUAAGCGAGACAACGGAAUCCGGAGCGACGACCGAAUCUAGCGAAGUUACGAUCAGUACAUUAAGCGCGACUACCGAGUCAGGUGCGACUACGGAGUCCGAAAUUACAGAAACCACCGAAUCAGGUGCAACGACGGAAUCGGGAGAGACAACUUUAUCGGGCGAGACGACCGAAUCAUCGGCUACGACGUUGUCGACCCUCGAAGAGACAACAGUGUCUGGUGAGACCACCGCGACGGAAGUUACGUCCUCCACGAUCAGCGGAGAAACCGAUCUUACCGAGAAGACUCAUGUCACGGAGAUAUGGACAACCGGCUUCCCAGAAACAACUGCACACAAGAGGCAAUGCAAACCGAGAAAGAGCUGUAAAAAGACGCCGUUUGGAUGUUGCUAUGACGGUUUCACCAUUGCUAGUGGACCAUUCGGUCAAGGUUGUCCGACACCGCAGACAUGCAAUGAUACGCGAUUCGGUUGCUGCCCUGAUGGUGUGUCGCCAGCCACUGGUCCAAAGAACGCGGGUUGUCCCGAUUCUCAUUGUAACGAAUCUCUCUUCGGUUGCUGCCCGGAUGGCGUUACCAUGGCGCAAGGCAACGAUUAUGAAGGAUGCAAGAAACCGUGUGCAGAAACAGAAUUUGGAUGUUGUCCGGAUAACGAGACUGCAGCUGAUGGAAAGGACUAUCUGGGAUGUUGUAACUCUACCGAGUUCGGUUGCUGUCCGGAUAAUAUCAAAGCUGCUUCUGGUCCUGAGGACGAAGGUUGCGAGGAGGAAACCACUUCCGAAACACCCCAAACGGAGAUGUACGAGACAACAACGCAACCUAUCUCGCGCGAAGAUUGCGCAAAUAGCACCUACGGCUGCUGUCCUGAUGGCAUUACCAUUGCCAAUGGCACGAACUUUGCGGGAUGCGGCGUCAUUAAUACUGAAAACUGCAGCGCGUCCUAUUUCGGAUGCUGUCCUGACGGAGUUUCCGCAGCUCUCGGGCCGGAUAACUAUGGCUGUCGGAUGCCUUGCCACGAUAGCGCUUACGGAUGCUGCGAGGAUGGGGUAACAUCGGCGCAUGGACCAAACAACGAGGGAUGCUGCUUAUCGACCCCGUACAAAUGCUGUCCGGAUAACAUUCUGCCGGCACGUGGACCAAACUUCUACGGCUGCGGCUGCCAGUACACGAGAUUCGGCUGUUGUCCGGAUAAUUCAACGGCGGCGCGUGGACCGAGCAACGAGGGCUGCGGCUGUCAAUACACGCCUCACGGUUGCUGCCCGAAUCGGUUCACCCCCGCCAGCGGACCGAAUUUCGAGGGAUGCCCGUGUUACACUUAUCAGUUCGGAUGCUGUUCCGAUGGCAUUACUAUCGCCAAGGGUUCCCAUGGUCAAGGCUGCGGAUGCGAGAAUACGAAAUACAAGUGCUGCUCGGACGGUCAGACUCCGGCGACGGGCCCGAAUUUUGCCGGGUGUACUUGUGACGCUUCACAAUACGGAUGCUGUCCGGAUGGAAUCGAGGAAGCUCAAGGAGAGAACUUCGAAGGUUGUCUCACGAUACCAUCGAUGCCAGGUGCUGCGUGCGGUCUGAAGAAGGACAGAGGCUCCUGCCGAGAUUUCACGGUCAAGUGGUUUUACGACACCGAUUACGGUGGUUGUUCGAGAUUCUGGUACGGAGGCUGCGAGGGAAACGAGAAUCGAUUCAAAACGCAGGAAGAGUGCAAAGAGGUUUGCGUUCAACCGAAAGGAAAAGCUGCUUGUGUCUUACCGAAGAUCGCUGGUCCUUGCGAAGGUUAUCACCCGACGUGGUAUUACGAUGCCGGCAGGAAACAAUGCGGUCAAUUUAUUUACGGUGGUUGCCUCGGUAAUGCUAAUAAGUUCAAAACUAGGGAGGAAUGCGAAGAACUUUGCGUCACGCCGGACGAUGUUGAUGCUUGCGAUCAACCAAAAGAAACAGGUCCUUGCGCAGGCAACUUUACAAGAUGGUACUACAAUCAAGAAUCGCAAACUUGCGAACAAUUCAUAUAUGGUGGUUGCAAAGCAAACAACAAUAAUUUCCCGACAGAAAUCGCAUGUCAUCAGCAAUGUUUAACGCCAGGUCGAAGGAAAGAUCUUUGCACGUUGCCGCGGGCGGAGGGUACAUGCACAGAGAAACAAUCUCGAUGGUACUUUGAUCAAUCGGAGAAUCGUUGCAUGCCAUUCUAUUACACCGGCUGUGGUGGCAAUAAAAAUAACUUUGAAUCUAGAGACGUAUGCGAGACUGAUUGUCCGCCUAAGAUCGAACAAGACAUUUGUCUCCUGCCUGCUCUCCUGGGUGAGUGUCACAAUUACACUCAACGAUGGUACUACGACUCCUACGAGCAGCACUGCCGACAAUUCUAUUACGGAGGAUGCGGCGGGAAUGAGAAUAACUUCGUGAGCGAGCAGGAUUGCGUCAAUAGGUGCGAGACGGCCGUCACUACGCCAACCCCGCCGGAGCAAAUCGAGUUUCGAACAGAAUUCUGUUUCUUGCACGAUGAACACGGCCCGUGCUCUGAGAAUCAGGUCAAGUGGUUCUACGACAGUCGUGACGGUGUCUGCAAACAAUUCCGGUACGGUGGCUGUCAGAGCAACGGGAACAACUUCAACACUCGCGAGGAAUGCGAGUAUCGUUGCACAGAGCUUCAAGAUCCUUGCACGCUGCCGAAAGUGGUCGGUCCCUGCAAUGGCUUCGUGAAGCAAUUCUACUAUGACCAACGUGGCGAUUCUUGCGACGAGUUCGAAUACAGCGGUUGUCAAGGCAAUAAGAAUCGCUUCCAGGAUAGGGAAUCCUGCGAGAGGCAGUGUAGGCGACAGCCGCCAGUUACGUCACCGGAAGUUAUUCAAGUCACGACAGUAUCGCCUUUCGAAGAACCAAAGAGCCCGAUCUGCUUGACACCGGUCGAUUCUGGCGACUGUGACGACUCUGUCACCGGGGUACACGAAACCAUCACCGCGUAUUAUUACGAUGCGCAACAUCAAAUGUGUCAGGCGUUCAUUUACAGCGGCUGCGGGGGUAAUGCUAACAAAUUCCAGACCGAAGAACAGUGCGAGCGACUUUGCGGCAAGUUCCACGGACAAGACAUGUGCAAUCUCCUCAUGGAUUCUGGCCCGUGCAGAGGCGCUUUCCGCAAGUAUUACUACGAACCAGGCUUACGUACCUGCCGUGAAUUCAAUUACGGCGGAUGCGAUGGCAACGCGAAUAGAUUCAGCACUAUCUCCGAAUGCGAGUCAAUCUGCAUACAUCACGAGGAGCCUGUACCUCCCGGGAAUGACACUAGCGUUUCGAAUUUGUCGAUCUGUAAAGAACCGGUCGAUAGUGGGUCUUGCACGUCUGGUUCUGCCAAGCGAUUCUACUUCGACGAGGAACGCCAAACAUGUUUGGCAUUCAUUUAUACCGGAUGCGGCGGCAAUCGAAACAGAUUCAAGACUUUUGAAUCAUGCAUUAAUAGUUGUCUUAGGACAAGUAACGAAAUAGACGUGGAGUCCAAGGACACGAAAGAUAGCUGUGCGGAGGCCAAGGAAGAAUGUAAUAUCGUUCGUUGUCCGUACGGCAAGGAACAAUACGUGGAUUCGCAAGAUUGCGAACGCUGCCGUUGCGUCGAUCCUUGCAGGACGAAGGUCUGUCCUGAGGGUACUCGAUGUGCCAUUACGCUGGUCGCUACGCAAGACGGUACAGAGUACAAGGGCGUUUGUCAAUCGAUCAUUAAACCCGGCCGUUGUCCAAUAGUAUCCAAUAGUACUCGAUGCGAGCAAGAAUGCGUGACAGACGCGGAUUGUCCUGGAGAGUGGAAGUGCUGCGACAGUGGCUGCGGUACAUCUUGCUUGGAACCGGCGCCGGAAGAGCCGUUGACAACGACGUCACCCACCGUCACUCCACCGCAAUACGGCGGUGAACCCGCAAUGAUUCAACAGCCCGAUGAACCUCAUGUCAGCGCACAGGAGGGAGGUUACAUCACGUUAAAGUGUGUCGCACUAGGAACUCCUAGACCGAUUAUCACGUGGAGGAAGGACACUACACUGAUUGGACCUUCCGAGACGAGACGGCGCAUAUUGCUCGACGGAUCUCUUCAGAUCAUUAAUUUAUACACUUACGACAGAGGAACUUAUGUAUGUACUGCUGAUAACGGCUUAGGACCACCGGUAAGAGCGGAGUAUCAAUUAGAAAUCACAGCACCAAGCAACCUCGCAGCCGCCAUCAUCGGAGAGCCCGAUACUCGCAUAACGGUGACGAUGAACUCGCCGAUAGCUCUGCAUUGUUACGCGAUGGGAUGGCCGAGGCCACAUGUCACCUGGUGGCGCGGUGAGCGCAUGUUGCCCUUGUCUUCGGAGACUUACGAGCAGGAUACUGACUAUACCCUUCUGAUACGCUCGGUAACCUUGACUAGCCUUGGUGUUUACACCUGUCAAGCAUUCAAUGCCGUAGGUCCAGCAGCGUCGUGGUCGACAAUCCUACAGGCAAUUGGACCCGUAUACAAUGUUAAACCUGAGCACGAGGAGUACGUCAAGUACCUCGUACAACCCCCGAAGAGACCCACUACCGAGAAACCACAAUAUCCUUAUAGACCCACUAGAACGCAAUCCCCCGAAUAUCAGACUUAUGCCCCUGUUUAUCCCUCGAAACCACCUCGUAUUCCUGCUGUUAUCCCUCUUGAAACCACCACCGUCGAACCCGGCGGCGCCAAGUUUAAAGUACCAGUCAAAGUUAAUGCAUCGGCAGGACAAUCACAAUUCCCCGAAGGCAGUGACAUAAGCAUCGCUUGUGCCGUGGACGGUUAUCCAAUCCCACGUGUCCUCUGGUAUAAGAACGAUGAACUCAUUCAAACAAAUAAUCGAAUCAAGAUUUCUGAACUCAAUCGGCUUAUCAUCAGCGAUGCAAAUCAAGAAGAUUCCGGCCGAUAUCGAUGCGAAGCGACCAAUGAAUACUCUUCGGAUUCCGAUAGCGUUGAUAUACGCGUAGCUGGCAUCUUCAUUCAUCCUCAUUGCCAGGACAACACGUUCUUUGCCAACUGCGAACUUAUCGUGGAGGCCAAGUUUUGCACGCACAAGUAUUACGCCAAGUUCUGCUGUCGAUCGUGCACAGAGGCCGGCCAGUUGCCGGCGAGAGGACCCCAUAUCGACAACUCGAAAAGAAGAAGAAGGAGAUCUGUUCUUCGAACGCUCGUCUAAGAUACCAAAUCGACUCUUCGGUAUUUCCGACUCACACGUGAUAGCACAUAUCGAUCUUGGAUCGUGGCCGGCGGGAUACGCGACAGAGAAGGAAACGGAGAGAAGGGGGAAUCAUGCGCGCAUCCACCUGCCCCUAUCGGACGUGCCGAAUAAUCGACUUGUUAACUCACUGCCAAAGCCUUAGAGCGUUUAUA